AUGUUUAGACCGCUUCAAUUUCAAGCUCGACAUUUACUACGGGCUCAAUGCCGAUACAAUUCCACUACUCCUUCUUCACCACCUCUGCUUGCGAAGUUAAGGGCAGAUUUGAAAACGGCUAUGAGAGCCAAAGACACCGUCAGACUUGAUGUUGUACGGGCCAUAAUUGCAGAAAUCAACAACUCCGCCAAAACAUCGUCGCCGAUUCAAACUGAUCUACAACUGCUCUCCCUGAUUCGCAAGCGCUCAGCGUCUCUUGAGGCAUCUACUCAAGAGUUUAUCAAGGCUAACAGAAGCGAUUUGAAAGAGCGAAACGAUGCAGAAAUGCGUGUGCUUGCUGAGUACGGGGCGCAAGUCCCAACGACGAGCGAGGAAGAGAUACAGUCUGCGAUUUCCCAGACCAUAGAAAAGUUGCGAAGCGAGGGUGCAAAAGUCGAGAUUGGGGCCAUUAUGAAGGCCGCCUUUGCACCUAAUGGGCCGUUGAAUGGAAAACCAGCUGAAAAAGGAACUGUCUCGAAAGUCGCUGCGAGACUGAUUUCGGCCUCGUAA
This is a messenger RNA of Uncinocarpus reesii 1704, 549 nucleotides long. RefSeq lists its product as uncharacterized. Lineage: Eukaryota; Fungi; Ascomycota; Eurotiomycetes; Onygenales; Onygenaceae. The record is from RefSeq and is a predicted model, not a curated record. Bases 1 to 549 code for a protein of 182 amino acids. Gene Ontology annotation, cellular component: mitochondrion. The transcript is spliced from 2 exons. Gene Ontology annotation, molecular function: carbon-nitrogen ligase activity, with glutamine as amido-N-donor.